AGUGCCACCUGCGGCCGCAGUUUCACUUUCGGUUUCACCCGGGUGGUCCGCGGAGGCAAGCUAGUGGCGCUGCUGGAGAGGAGGUUUGGAUCCCGGCCACCAGAUUUUUGAUCAGGAUUGUUACAAUGAGUCUACGGAAACAAACCCCGAGUGACUUCUUAAAGCAAAUCAUUGGACGACCAGUUGUGGUAAAAUUGAAUUCUGGAGUGGAUUAUCGAGGGGUCCUGGCUUGCCUGGAUGGCUACAUGAAUAUAGCCUUGGAGCAGACGGAAGAAUAUGUAAAUGGACAGCUGAAGAAUAAGUACGGGGAUGCAUUUAUCCGUGGAAACAAUGUAUUGUAUAUAAGUACACAGAAGAGAAGGAUGUGAAGACACCAGGAGUAUAAUACUUUUCAUACUGGGGUAUAUU
Molecule: messenger RNA, 408 nt
Organism: Panthera uncia (snow leopard)
Lineage: Eukaryota; Metazoa; Chordata; Mammalia; Carnivora; Felidae
Product: U6 snRNA-associated Sm-like protein LSm6
Exons: 4
Coding region: 126-368 (80 amino acids)
Biological process (GO): mRNA splicing, via spliceosome; maturation of SSU-rRNA
Cellular component (GO): U4/U6 x U5 tri-snRNP complex; P-body; sno(s)RNA-containing ribonucleoprotein complex
Molecular function (GO): RNA binding
Source: RefSeq, a predicted model, not a curated record